AUGAAGAACAGAGGGUGGUCUACGAUAAAGUUAUUGAUUGUUUUAAAUAAGAGACAUGGAUUCUUUUUUGUGUAUGGGUUUGGUGGCACUGGAAAAACUUUUUUAUACAGAGUUUUGUCAGCUAGAUUGCGAUCUGAGAAAAAGAUUGUUAUUAAUGUUGCUUCUAGUGGUAUUGCUUCUCUGUUGUUACCGGGUGGUAAGAUGGCACAUUCUAUGUUCAAUAUUCCUGUUGAGCUUACUGAAGACACUGUUUGCCGGAUUAAGAAGGAUAGCCCAAAGGCUGAGGUAUUUCGAAUUGCUGAUUUGAUUAUUUGGGAUGAGGCACCCAUGACUAACAAAUUAGCAUUUGAAGCGCUCGAUAGGACGUUGCGUGAUAUAAUGGUUUCGGUCUCUGAUAGGAAUAAAAAUUUACCUUUUGGUGGGAAGGUGGUUGUUCUUGGUGAUUGGAUACUUCAAAUCGGUGAAGGUCGAUGUGGAACAGUGGUUAACGAUAAACUUUUUGUUGAUAUUCCUUCUGAUCUAAUCAUUCCUGUCUUGGAAAAUCCAGUGGAAGAUAUUGUAAAUACAAUAUACCCGAAUUUGGUUCAGAAUUUUCGUGAUCCAAGUUUCUUCCAAGAUAGGGCAAUACUUGCUCCGACUGUUGACAAUGUUGAAGAGAUAAAUAAUUAUAUAGUUGAUUUGUUGCCCGGUGAGGAGAAAAAUUAUCUCAGUGCUGAUUCGAUAUGUGGUAGUGAUGCCUAUUCUGAUGUUGAUGUUGAUUGGAUAACUGUUGAAUUCUUGAAUCAGAUUAGGUGUUCUGGUCUACCUAAUCAUUCAUUAAAGUUGAAAAUAGGCGUUUCUAUUAUUUUGUUGAGGAAUAUUGAUCCAGCCGGUGGUUUGUGUAAUGGGACUCGACUUGUCGUGCGAGAUCUAGGGACAAAUGUCAUUGGUGCAGAUAUUGUUUCUGGUAGCAAUGUUGGGGACAAAGUUUUUAUCACCAGAAUGAGUAUGAUUCCUAGUGAUACGGUUAUACCGUUUAAAUUCCAACGCCGUCAAUUUCCGGUUUCUCUGUCCUUUGCGAUGACAAUCAACAAAAGCCAGGGUCAGACAUUAUCAACGGUCGGUUUGUUCUUGCGUCGUCCUGUGUUUUCUCAUGGUCAACUUUAUGUAGCUCUUUCCCGGGUUCGGAAUAGAAACGGUCUUAAGAUUUUACUUUGUGAUGAAGGAUUAGAUAAUGCUGGUAGGACUGAAAACGUUGUCUUUAAGGAAGUUUUUGAUAAGAUAUAA
Molecule: messenger RNA, 1266 nt
Organism: Arachis stenosperma
Lineage: Eukaryota; Viridiplantae; Streptophyta; Magnoliopsida; Fabales; Fabaceae
Exons: 2
Coding region: 1-1266 (421 amino acids)
Biological process (GO): telomere maintenance; DNA repair
Molecular function (GO): DNA helicase activity
Source: RefSeq, a predicted model, not a curated record